Setaria italica (foxtail millet) is the source of this 3436-nucleotide messenger RNA. RefSeq lists its product as uncharacterized. Bases 673 to 2436 code for a protein of 587 amino acids. The record is from RefSeq and is a predicted model, not a curated record. Lineage: Eukaryota; Viridiplantae; Streptophyta; Magnoliopsida; Poales; Poaceae. The transcript has 4 exons.
CCACCCCACCACCGCCACCUCGCCGGCUCCACGCAAACUCCGCCCGCCGCCCCAGACCCGCCGCCGCGGCAGCUCACCAGCUCCGGCGAUUCCAGACCAGCCGUUUCCUAACCCGGUGCCAGUGCCACGCACCCCGCCGGGCGGCGGGGAGGGCAGCACGGUCCCCUUGAAUUUGGGUUCGGCUAGGCGCGCGAUAUCCGCGCAUUGUACGAACCUGUAUCAGGAUCGUGUCUUGCGUCGCCUUUCUGUACUUCGGAGUCCUGUCACUAAAGUUGAAUCGUUUUGCCUCAGGAGGGGUCAAGGUGGGAACAACGAUCUGGGAGGGAAGAACCUGAGCAUGCUAGCCACUGGAUUAGGUCAGUGUUAAGUUUCCCCCUCACUCCUUCCAGUUUUAAAGCUUUCAGACUAUGCAAGUUACACCAUUUCCGCAUCGGUUUGGUACCCAAUACCGUGAAUCUGGAGGGGUGUGACAUCUGCAAGCACACAGUUACUACAAUACUACUGGUAGCUUUGAGCCAUGGAAUAUUUGACAGUCUGAGAUAGGGUCCAAUGAACGUCAAAGGAAAUACAGAGAAUAUAAGGUGCAACUGUUACUCCAUUCCUAUUUACCCUGAAUUCCACUAUCAUUUGAUCACAUCAAAAUCACACAAUAUCAGUUUUCCUCCAUUUUAAAUGGACCCUCGUCCUCCCAGUGGCUCCUCAUCAAAUUGUAAGAGUUGUCCAAAUGAGCCAUUGGGAAGGCCCAAUCCUAUGAACUUUCACCACACACAAUUUCCACACCAUGUGUCGUUUUCACAACCAUCGCAUUCCAUGAACUUCCCCCAUCAUCAAUAUCCACAGCAACACCUAUACCCACCACAUGUCCAAUAUGUUGUUGUCCAACCACAAUAUGGUCCUUUUUCACUACCACAACCUCCACCUUCCAGGGCUAUGUUGACACCACCACCACCUCCACCUCCACCAGCUGGAGUUAUACCAUUACCAUUACCAUCAUCGCCACUUCCACCUCCACCUGCUGGAGUGGUACCAUUAUCAGUGUCAGAGUCAGGCACCCCACAUUCAGUAACUGGUCCGGAUGAACAAGACAUUUUUAGUGUAGGCAAUGACAGGAAUGCUGAACCUGAUAGAACCUCUAGGCGACUGAGUUGGACAGAAGUGGAGAACUUAAGAUUGGUUAGUGCUUGGUUAAAUAGUUCCAGGCGGAGUAAUUCCAAGAAGUAUUUCUGGGCAAAUGUCGUGGGUGUGUAUAAUAGGAACACCCCGAAAGAUCGGAAACGGACACUAAUGCAAUUAAAGACCCACUGGCAGAGGAUUAAUACGAAGAUCGCCCACUUCUAUGAUUGCUGGUGCCGAGUUGAGGCAAAACAUUCCUGUAUCCAGUCUGAGAAAAUGCAACUGAUGGACAAAACAUGGGCGAUGUAUAAUGAGGAAGCACGGGAGAUGUACCUUGAGGAAGCAAAACAUCAUUUCGCCCUCAGCCAUUGUUGGAAAGCUGUUUGGGAUCAACCCAAGUGGAAAAGACACGUCUCUUCUUUAUACUUCAAGAAAACUGAGUUGUUUGAAUCUGAGGACUGCACAUCAUCCUCCGAAGAUGCACCUGAAACGGAAACAGGUGAACAGGGUAGCGUGCCUGCAAAGAAGAAACACAAAGUUAAUGGUAAGGUGUCAUCUCCUCCAUCAGAGUUGCAAGAAGACAUUCAGUGCUCAGUGGAUCCUGAAAACAUGAUUGAGAAGAAUCUCAAGGAGAUGACAGAGGCAGAGCUUCAGUGCUCUGACCGAGAGCUUGAGCUGGCCAGAUCGAAUCAGCUGGAAAUGAAGGACAAGGAAAUGGUAAUAUCUGAAAUGCAAACAGAUCUGUUGAUGGCUGACACAUCAAGGAUCCAUGAGUUUCAGCAUGGAAGAGAUAGACUGAUGGUUGACACUGCAAGGCCUAAUGAGUUUCAGCACGGGAGUGCUGUGAGGGAAGAUGUGCCUGAAAAGAAAACACAUCCACAAUGUCACAAAACGUUAGACCAUGCAGGGACAGUGAGAGGUGAUAUUCCUGAGAAACAAACAUACCCACGAGGUUCAAAGAUGUCAAAUUUCAAGCGGAAACGCAAAGGGAACGCAUCAACUCCUCCCUCAGAAGUUCAGGAAGACAUUAAACGUGCAGUGGAUCUGCAGGCCAUGCUCCAGAAGGACCGUGAGAAGAUGUCGGAGGUGCAGCUCCGCCUAUCGAAAGAGAAGCUUGAGGUAGCCAGGUUGAAGCAGCAAGAAGCAAAGGACAGGAAGGAAACGACACUCUACGAGAAGUAUACGGAACUGUUGAUGGCCGACACUCAGAGGUUUGAUGAGUUCCAGAAGGAAGAGCACCGAAAGGCAGUAAAGUGCUUGGGGGAGAUGCUGUUUGUUAACAAUGGCAUGCCACUUUCUUCUAGUAACCUUAAGCACAUGUAGUGGAUGUCUGAAAUGUUAUAUCUGAACUUUGAAGCAUUUGCACUUGGUUUCAUUAAACACCUGUAGUGAAAUGUUAUCUUCUUGGGAGCCUGAGUGUACAGUUGCGAAGUGCCGCUGGCCGGGGCUCGAACCAAGGUGACCCUUUUCAAAAAGGAAAAAAGAAGUUAUCUUCUCUGAGAUGGGCGUCAUUUAUGUAUGAAUAUUGUUUCUAGUCGGUGUGGCACCUGUUUCUCCUGGCAAGAAUCCUGAAAAUUGUGCACGAAUUGAGUCAUGGGCUGGAGGAGCAGAUCAGCAGACCAAAACCAAGUGCAUGUGCUCCGUGUGGUGCUUGCUCCCUGCAUGAUAGCAGCUCAGUCACUAACAUGGUUUAUCCUUGUUUAAUCCGUCAGUGAGAAGCAGAUUUCCAGGAGGCCAGGAGAUCAACAAUUUGCAGAGAUAGGGGGGAAAGAAUUAGACUCCCAUAUGCAUCAGCAGAAAUGGAUCGAUAACUCACAGCUUAUCAGGAUUUACAACUCAAAGCAUCAUCACGUGCUUCAUAACAAGGUGAUACUUCAUACCCUGAGCCUUGGUACUUGCAUGCCAUGAUGUGAACAUGGAGAUUGGAGAUGUUUCAUUUCCUCGUUUUUCAGAGAUGGGAGCAGGCUCCUAGCAAUGGAGAUGAGAUGAAUUAUGAGUCGUGUCAUCUCUGGAUUGACUACCUGUUGCUGCUAAGUGAGCUCCCAUGGGCAAUAAUACAUGGUAGCUAGUCACCAUUGUCCAUUGUAGAGAUGGUAUCCUUGACACAAACAGAGGGAAACAAAGGACGAGCGUGGAGACACGGAAAUCAAAAGGAACAGUUGCUGUCACUGGGGUUAUAAAUUAUUCAAAUGGGUCGACAUUUGAAGCCUUGAAUUUCGAUGGUUGCAAACUUGAAUGAAUUUAUAUACACAAAGUAAAUAUUCGAUGGUCACAAUUAAAAAAACAGUGAAUAUACAUAAACUGUGUAGUUUGAGCUUUUCAA